AUGGUGAUAGAUCUUGAGAAUGAUACUGAAACUGCAGUCCCACGACUUCACAACCGAUCGGUUCGACAGAUUCCAAUGUCCCCAAUGCCCGGACUCUUGCCUUUGCCAGGAUCGAUGCCGAUUCCAGGACCUCCUCCGUAUUAUCCCACCUAUAUGGGGCAGCAGUACAUGGGACAACAGAUGGCAAGACCCAUUCAACGACCCAUACCCAUGAUGCCUAUGAUGCCCCAGGCUGGUCCGGGUUUCCCCAUGGGAGGUGGUGGUUUGGGUGGGACUAGCAUUAUUGUGGAACCCUUAGUAAUCCUACCCAUGGGCAUUGGGGCACCAACUGGGUUGGGAGGUAAUCCCAAUCAAUAUUACGGAGCAAGUGGUGCUUAUCCCACCUAUAACAACUAUAAUCCCUACAAUACCAACGAUUACAACUCUUAUGGUUAG
Molecule: messenger RNA, 435 nt
Organism: Drosophila suzukii
Lineage: Eukaryota; Metazoa; Arthropoda; Insecta; Diptera; Drosophilidae
Source: RefSeq, a predicted model, not a curated record